AUGAAGUCGGUCAUAAACCGAAUCUCCCACAGAAUACGAAAUUACUUAGCUGCCCGUCAUGAUCUUAAACACUUGAAAGCGUUAGCGUUUGGUAUAGCACUUAUGAGUUGCUUGUCUCUGGGCUCUAUAAUGCUCUUCUCUCUAUUUGCACUGGCCCUCCACAAUUCAGUGGGAUUGUCGUACACAGAGAUCAAUUUGAUUGUGUCAUUGUCGGCUGUCGGAAUGUACUUGUGCCUUCCUGGUCUCGGGUACUUGGCUGAUUGCCAUGGUCCUGCGUUGCUCUCGUUGAUUUCCAUCUGGGCCUUCUGUCCGGCUUACUUUGUCAAUUCCACCAUCGUCAAAUUUGUAGCUGAAGGAGAGCAGACACUUACUCCUUUGAGUAUCUUCAUGAUGGCUGUUAGCUUCUGCUUCAUCGGUUUGGCCACAAGCUCUUUGUACUUUUCUAGUUUGCUCACCUGUGCAAAAAUAUACCCAAACUACAGAAGCUUGGCCAUCUCGUUACCGGUGACCUGUUACGGUGUCUCAUCCUUGAUCGGAGCUCAGCUUUUGAAGCUCCAAUACUUUCACCAAAAGAGCGGCGUCCUUGACUUGUACAAGGUCUUCCGCUUCUUCUCCGUGCUCUACUUUGUGGUAGGCAUUCUCAAUUUCGUUUCGAACUCUAUUGUAUCAAUUGAGCAAGAAGUCAUUUUUGGCGACGAGGAGCCGCUUUUGUCCUCCAGCGAACAGUCUAGCCUCCAGGGAUCUGAGUCGUGUCUCCCUGAUGAAGCUUUGACACCACAAAGAUCUAUGAUUGAGCCCAUAAACCAUCAUGAAAGAUACGUUGCCUUUUUGAAGGAUAAGUCAGCCUGGCUCUUUUUGGUAUCUUUCUUCUUCUGCGUAGGGCCAAUGGAGAGCUUCCAGAACAAUUUGGGUCUGAUUAUUGCCUCGACGACGGGCAACUCGGCCAAUUUAGAAAACCAAGUGUCAGUGGUGGCUGCGCUGUCCACAGUUAUUAGACUUUUCGUGGGUGUGGCCGCAGAUUGGGUCUCAAGUCCCAGCAGGAAGUAUCGGUUGUCCAAGGUUUGGCUUUUGAUUAUCUUGGCGACAAUUGGAGCGAUCGGACAGCUCGGACCUAUGAUCGGUCUCGACUUCACCACUGUAUCUAUCUUUAACGGUGUGACAUACGGAGGUGUUUUUACGACAUAUCCUACUAUUAUAACCUCGAUCUGGGGAGUCGAUAUCAUGGGCUCCACCUGGGGCUCAUUUAUGGUUGCGCCAGCUCUAGGAAGCAUCUCAUUUUCGCUAUUGCACGGAGCGCAAAUGGAUAGGUGUCCAUCUGAUAUUGGGAUUGGUGGAAACAACGGAUGUUUGAACGACUACUUCAAGGUCACGGGCGCCAGUCUUGUUGCCAGUAUUGUGUGCAUAAUGAUUGUUUGGCGCUUCUUUUGGAUCAAACGAGGCAUUACUUCCUUGUAA
Molecule: messenger RNA, 1455 nt
Organism: Australozyma saopauloensis
Lineage: Eukaryota; Fungi; Ascomycota; Pichiomycetes; Serinales; Metschnikowiaceae
Exons: 1
Coding region: 1-1455 (484 amino acids)
Biological process (GO): transmembrane transport
Cellular component (GO): membrane
Molecular function (GO): transmembrane transporter activity
Source: RefSeq, a predicted model, not a curated record